Messenger RNA from Girardinichthys multiradiatus, 1870 nucleotides. It is a transcript of the gene arsa, whose product is annotated as arylsulfatase A. Gene Ontology annotation, molecular function: arylsulfatase activity. The coding region runs from base 54 to 1556 and encodes 500 amino acids. Lineage: Eukaryota; Metazoa; Chordata; Actinopteri; Cyprinodontiformes; Goodeidae. The transcript has 8 exons. The record is from RefSeq and is a predicted model, not a curated record.
UUUCUCGUUGUUAUAAACCCUGAACUUCCUUUUUUUCCACAGUACGGCUCAGAAUGGAUUUCCCGGUCUUCACCUGCUUUGUUUUCUGUCUGUUUUACAUCUGCUCCGCUUCACCGCCGAAUUUCGUCCUCUUCUUCGCAGAUGAUCUGGGAUUCGGGGACCUGGGCUGUUAUGGGCACCCCAGUUCGCUGACUCCUAACUUAGACCGCCUCGCUGCAGGAGGACUGCGAUUUACAGAUUUUUAUUGCACCAGUCCGGUCUGCAGUCCAUCCAGGGCAUCAUUGCUGACAGGUCGCUACCAGACCCGCUCAGGCAUCUUCCCAGGUGUGUUUUACCCAGGCUCCAUCGGGGGUCUCCCACUGAAUGAGACCACUAUCGCAGAAGUGUUGAAACCUUUAGGGUAUGCCACAGCCGCUGUGGGGAAGUGGCACUUAGGAUAUGGGGCCAAUGGGAUAUUUCUCCCAACCAAACAGGGGUUUGACCAAUACUUAGGAAUCCCAUACUCUCAUGACCAGGGCCCAUGCCACAACUUGACCUGCUUCCCUCCAGAUGUAAAGUGUUUUGGAUGGUGUGAUAUUGGAGUAGUAACCGUCCCGCUGGUCCAUAAUGACAGCAUCAAGCAGCAACCGGUCAACUUCCUUGAUCUGGAAAGGGCAUAUAGGGACUUUGCAACCAAUUUUAUAAUCACAUCUGCCAAGAAAAAACAGCCUUUCUUCCUCUACUAUCCAUCACAUCACACCCACUACCCAUUGUAUGCAGGUACCGGAGCUGCAGGACACUCUUUGAGAGGUCCAUUUGGUGAUUCCCUCUUUGAGUUUGACACCACAAUAGGAAACCUGAUGGCAACCCUGGAGGAGAUGGGCGUGAUCAACAACACACUAGUGUUCUUCACUUCUGACAAUGGGCCUGAACUGAUGCGAAAGUCUCGUGGAGGAAACUCAGGCCUCCUGAAAUGUGGCAAAGGUACAACCUAUGAGGGAGGCAUGAGGGAGCCAGCCAUUGCAUUCUGGCCGGGGGUCAUCAAACCAGGGGUGACCCAUGAGAUGGCCAGCACUCUGGAUAUCCUCCCAACCAUUGCGAGUCUGGCGGGAGCCAAGCUACCCCCAGUGGUACUGGAUGGGUUUGAUAUGAAAGAUGUCCUGUUUCAAAAUGGAAAGAGUAAAAGGGAGGUAAUGAUGUUCUACCCCACAGAUCCUAAUGAAAAACUUGGACUGUUUGCGCUAAGAUUGGGGAAGUACAAGGCCCACUUCUACACUCGAGGUGCCACCCACAGUGCUACCACCCCUGAUCCUGAUUGUUCCGGGAUCGCAGUCCUCAAGGCCCAUGAUCCACCUCUGAUUUUUGACCUGGAGGCUGACCCCUCGGAGCGCUACCCUCUCCCACUGGAGGGGAGACCCGACAUCCAAGCCGUGCUGGCGCAGAUAGAGACAGUCAAGGCGCAGUUUGAGGCUACCAUGGUCUUUGGAGAGAGCCAGAUAUCAAAGGGAGUGAACCCAGAUCUUGAGCCCUGCUGCACUCCCAGAUGUAGCCCCAAACCAACCUGCUGCCACUGUUGAUUGUGGUGUUGAGGGGGAGGUUAAAUUUACCCCUGAACCUAAAGAUCAAAGUACAUUAAGGGUUAUGUGAAGUUUGCACUUAUCUGCUACUUUUAGCUUUUGGAGAAUGAAUCUUCUCUUGCUACUGAAAAGGGAUAUUACAACAUUUUCCUCAAUGAGAUGUUCUUUUUAUUAACAUUGACUUUUAAUACUGUAUGUUCUCCAACUUGAAUAAUGAUGUUUGAAGAUUUGUAUGAUAAUUGUCACCUUGAUAUUCCUACAUAAGAAUGUUUAUGUGAAAUCGUUUGCAAGCUCAAUAAAGACAACAAACAAAG